UCUCUGCUUACAGGAAUCCCAUUUGGAUUUGACCAAGUUCAGAAAAGUUACCUCCUUACACCAUUGCUUUUCAAAGAAAAACUGUCUUGUUUGGCAUGAAUAUUACUUACUUAAGAAAUCAUGGUUAUUGGCAAUUGAAUCUAUCAUUUAUAGGCUCAUAACAAAAUAAAAGUUACGAAAUCCCCAUGAAUAGAAUAAAAUGUUAUUCCAUGCUAUUUUGCGAAAGAUUUCUCUUUCUUAUUCUUAAGUAAGUUUUCAAGAGGACUUAUUUGAUCAUGAUUUUUUUCUUUUUCUUUUUCUAUUUUCUUUGAAAAAGAUAUCAUCUGAUUCUUCUUCAGUUGAUCGUAUUGAUCAAUGUGUCAACAUACCCAAAUUUAGUUCACUAAUUAACAAAAAUGUACAAAAAUUCUAUUUGUCUAUACCAUUCAAAGAGUUGCUUUGUUUUUAUGUAUGGUACUCCGCACCCUACUUUGGUAGUAUAGCAUCUACUAGUCUAGCAUCUUCAAUCCUCGCUGAACGCAUCUCCAGCGGACGUAAAACCAAAAAGAACAAAAUCAGAUGCAUCAAAUAUUCAAAAGUUUAUCUUCUUUUUUCUUUUGCGCGAUUAAAAAACGCAUAAAGUAUACGUUCGGGUUCGCGUUUGGUCCGUUUUCGCGAAAAAGGUAAAAAGGGAAAACAUCUCCGACGAGCCCAUCUGAAACUCUGAACUGAACCCUCCUCCUUCCUCGCUUUAGCACGCCACCUCUACUUCCUCUCUCGCCGGUUCGCCGCCGUGGACCUCUCCCAAUUCCCCCUCGUGGACUGCUGGAAGCGCGGAUCCAUCCGCCCCUCGGAUCGACUGUUCCUCCUGUUCGUGAGGGGGACCUAGCUUGCUCGGAUCGAUUUCUUCGGCCCCGAUCUGCAGCCGUGAGCGGAGAUGAACUGCGAAACCUGUCAGCUGAAGGAGCUGGUGCUGGAACCAACAGAGAUCAGGGAUGUGCUGCGAUGCAUCUUGCAUACCAUAUUCUUCCAUAGAACCCUCAGCCUCGUUCGCCCCAAAGAUGUUGACUGUGAUUUCCUUGAGAUCACUUACGUCCAAUGCGGUCUCCCAGAACUUGAAAAGGAAGUAGAUGAAAAGGUAGACCAGUUCAUUGCUUGGGUGGAGAAGCACCCAAAUCGCAAGAGCCAGGUGUGCCUCUCCUUUUUCGACGAGAAAAGCAAAAACCCAGGUUGGUUUGUGAACAAAACUGAGCGCAUCUAUUGGGAGCAAUGGUUCAUCAAUUUGCAUCUUAUGAGUCCAAAAAGAUACAGCAAAUCAAACAGCUCCAAAGGGCUAACAAACAUUGGAGGGAAUGCCUUGGAGGAGACUAGCUCAAGGCGUGCUGCAUUGGAGUCAUCAAUUAACGAAGUGCUAUUCCAGAUCAUUAACUUCGCCAACGAGAAAAAGGACCACAUUCCUGCCAUCCCUGACAGAAUUUUCAAUCACGAGAUCAUGAUCCCAAGGUGACCCUUUUCCUUGGACGUGUUGACAGCUCCUCGGAUUCUGUAUUUGGAUGGAACACCGACGUCAUCCGCAGAGUGCUGAAUAGUGGGCACCCAUACUCACUUUAGCUGCAGAGUGCUGAAUAGUGGGCACCCAUACUCACUUAGCUGAAGACCGGUGCCACCAUCCUAUGUGGAAGGUGCUUGCUAACCAUCAUGGUCUACUAUGUGAUAUGCUUGUAAAGAAUUAGUGUACAUAAUCGUCCUUGUAAAUAUCUGUGCACGAAUCUUGUGUCCAUUCUGAACAAUGUUGCCUGUUCCCCAGACAGAUGCUUAAUCUACUGGGUAUCAAGUUCACUAUGGUCUGGAUUUAUUCAAACUGAAGUAGUGGCCUGA
Molecule: messenger RNA, 1857 nt
Organism: Panicum virgatum (switchgrass)
Lineage: Eukaryota; Viridiplantae; Streptophyta; Magnoliopsida; Poales; Poaceae
Product: autophagy-related protein 101-like
Exons: 7
Coding region: 917-1486 (189 amino acids)
Biological process (GO): autophagy; autophagosome assembly
Cellular component (GO): phagophore assembly site
Source: RefSeq, a predicted model, not a curated record